CAUUACACACAACGACUCAAAAUUGAAAACACCUGUUGCUAAUGCUGUGACCACAUGUAUAAAAGCAAGUUCAGAGUGCACAGUUUGCUGAAGAUUCCAAACAAACACAAUGGAUGAAGGCAGAGUCAGGGGAAGAGGUAAUCGCGUCAGAGGAGGGAGAAGAGCUGGCCAAGGAGGAAGAGGAGCAGGCCAUGGUGGAAGAGGAGCAGGCCAUGGUGGAAGAGGAGCAGGCCAUGGUGGAAGAGGAGCAGGCCAUGGUGGAAGAGGAGCAGGCCAACAAGGGAGAGAAGGUCCAGGAGGGAUAGCAAGACAACCUUGUACCAUCAUUACGGACGAGAUGCGAGCAACAGUCAUUGACCAUGUCAUUGUCCAUGGCAUGACAAUGGCUGAAGCAGGACUAAGAGUCCGUCCAAACCUGAGUAGGUUCACCGUGGCCACCAUUAUCAGGGCAUUCAGACAACACAACAGAGUUGAAAGAAUGCCACAUAGAGGUGGGCGGGUUGCCAUAUUUACUGCGGCACAAAAAACCGCCAUUGUGGAUAUGGUUCGUGAGAACAACCUCAUCAGACUCCGGGAGAUCAGAGACAAAGUCAUUGACGAUAAUGUGAACUUUGAGGGCAUUGAUGAUGUCAGCUUGGCCACAAUAGACCGAGUUCUCCGGCGCCAAAAGAUGCGGAUGAAACAAGUCUAUAGGGUUCCCUUUGAGCGAAACUCUGCACGACACAAAGACCUGCGUUACGAGUAUGUGCAAAGGAUAUUACAGUUGGACGCGAUGGCCAGACCUCAUGAGUACCUCUUCCUGGAUGAGGCUGGCUUCAACCUGCACAAACGAAGGCAAAGAGGCCGUAUUAUCAUUGGCCAAAGAGCCAUCACUGAGGUUUCUGGCCAAUGGGGGGGUAAUAUUACUCUUUGUGCGGCUAUGGGUUUGGAGGGGCUUGUCCACCGGCAGGCUGUCCUUGGGUCUUACAACACCCAACGUCUCCUAACCUUCCUAGGGGAGCUAAAAGAUAUCCUCCUGGACCGCCAACAACACCAUCCUGGGCCCGAACAUCCCAUUUAUGUGAUCAUUUGGGACAAUGUACGCUUCCACACAACAAACCAAAUCAGUGAGUGGUUCACCACCAACAGUAACCACUUUUUAAACAUCUGUCUGCCACCCUACUCCCCUUUCCUGAACCCUAUAGAGGAGUUCUUCUCAUCGUGGAGAUGGAAGGUUUAUGACAGACAACCAUACACUAGAGAAAACCUCCUAAGGGCAAUGGAGCUGGCGUGUGUUGACAUCCCAGUGGAGAACUUCCAAGGAUGGAUCCGCCAUUCCAGGGCGUUUUUCCCACGGUGCCUGGCAAGAGACAAUAUAGCCUGUGAUGUGGAUGAGGUGAUGUGGCCUGAUGCAGCUCAGCGACAUGAUGCCGCACAGUGAUUGUGGUGUAAAUACUGUAAAAUGAAUAAAAAAAACUUCACACCCUGAUCAUGUUUUCAA
Molecule: messenger RNA, 1480 nt
Organism: Fundulus heteroclitus (mummichog)
Lineage: Eukaryota; Metazoa; Chordata; Actinopteri; Cyprinodontiformes; Fundulidae
Exons: 3
Coding region: 110-1420 (436 amino acids)
Molecular function (GO): nucleic acid binding
Source: RefSeq, a predicted model, not a curated record